AUGCCUAAUGAUAUCACCUUUAACAUUCUUCUAAAACUUAAUGUCAAAUCGCUUUUACGAUUCAAAUGCGUUUGCAAAUCAUGGUGCUCUUUAAUUGAAGAUCCCCAAUUCAUCAAGCAGCACUACGAUAUGUCUAAAAAGGAUGUGAAUCGUCAUAAAUUCUUCUUGACUGGUGGUGAAUGGGAAAACAAGGACGACUAUUUCUUCUCUAUAGACACUCCACUUCAACAUGAUUCUGCUGCCUCUCUUAUCGAGUCUCUGAUUCCAGGAAUCAAUCAUUUGAGUAGCGUAAGUUUUGUUAGUUCUUCUAAUAAUGGUAUAAUUCUUAUGGUUUUCCCUUAUGAUUUUAUCAUUUUGUGGAACCCGGCCAUCAGGGAAUUAAGAAAAAUUCCAAGCUCAAUCCCUAAAAUUAAAAAGUCAGGUAGAAAGCGGUUUCCUGCUAUUUAUGGUUUGGGCUAUGUUUCGUCUAUUGAUGAUUAUAAAAUAGUUAGAGUAGGGGGAAAAGAUAACUCAAAUGGUCAUUUUGAGAUCGAUCUCUUUUCGACGAGAGAUAACUCGUGGAAAUUGAUUGGCAAGUUUCCUCCGUAUAACUUUUUCCGUGAAGGAGAUAUUGUUAGCAUAGAUGGUAUCGUUUAUAUGAUAGUGAUGACAAAUUUAUCUGAAAGUGUGAAUGAAUCUACUAUAUUAAGUUUUUGCUUGGAGAAGGAACAAUUUGAAGAAGUAUUAUUUCCAGAUCGGAUUCUAAGGUUCCAAAAUCCAAUUUUGCAUGUUUUAGAAGAAAAUCUUUGUUUGACUAGAAUGCAUGAUUUAGCAAGUCGUGAUUUUGAAGUUUGGCAUAUGAAAAAAGAUGGAUCAAUGAGCACCACAUGGAGUAAGAUCUUGACGAUUCCAUCGAUGUAUUUAUGGACGUUGCUUGAGGCGCGUGAAAUUAAUGAAAAUUAA
Messenger RNA from Solanum tuberosum (potato), 942 nucleotides. RefSeq names its product F-box protein CPR30-like. The transcript has a single exon. The record is from RefSeq and is a predicted model, not a curated record. NCBI's taxonomy places the organism in Eukaryota, Viridiplantae, Streptophyta, Magnoliopsida, Solanales, Solanaceae. Gene Ontology annotation, molecular function: protein binding. Bases 1 to 942 code for a protein of 313 amino acids.